Molecule: messenger RNA, 2331 nt
Organism: Stereum hirsutum FP-91666 SS1
Lineage: Eukaryota; Fungi; Basidiomycota; Agaricomycetes; Russulales; Stereaceae
Product: glutamyl-tRNA synthetase
Exons: 9
Coding region: 15-2195 (726 amino acids)
Biological process (GO): glutamyl-tRNA aminoacylation; translation
Cellular component (GO): cytosol; methionyl glutamyl tRNA synthetase complex; cytoplasm
Molecular function (GO): glutamate-tRNA ligase activity; ATP binding
Source: RefSeq, a predicted model, not a curated record
CAGCGAUCUCCAACAUGGUGCCUAUAGGCCGUUUACUAGUUUCUCCUUCCAACUUUCCCUACGGGCUUGCUUCUUUUGCGCUGUAUACCGGGCGCGCUGAGCUCUGCGUUGACUCAAGUGUUUCCAACCAAGCCAUGCUCGAGAUCGACGACGGAAAGAGAAUCACUUCUGAGGAUGAGAUUAUGUGGUCUCUGGCAAGCACAACGAUUGCCGGGGCUAGUAAUGAAGGCUCUACCUUUUUUGCGCUCGCUCAUUCCCUGAAUAAUAUCACGGAGUUCGAUGAAGUUAUUCUUGCCUUGGAUAAACUCGACGACCACUGCGCUUUUCGAACCUAUCUUGUAGGUCACGACAUAACAGCCUCCGAUUGGAUGAUCUGGGGAGCAAUCAAAGGGUCUAUCAAACUACUGGGAAUCUUGAAGAGCGGACGCCACCUACACCUUCUUCGUUGGUUUUCUCACCUCGAGAGCCAUCCCUCCGCGCAGUCAGCACUCCAUGCCCUCGCAGAGGCAAAAGUCGCCAAGGCUCGCUCCGGCUCGAAGACUGCUUCUUCUUUCGCUCUUGGAUUGCCUGGCGCUACUAUAAACAACGUUGUCACUCGCUUUCCUCCUGAACCUAGCGGCUAUCUCCACAUCGGUCACGCGAAGGCUGCCAUGCUCAACCAGUAUUUCGCAAAGAUGUACGGCGGUCGGCUCAUUAUACGUUUUGACGAUACCAAUCCUUCUAAAGAACGGACCGAGUUUGAAGAAACCAUCUUAGACGACCUCCGUCUUCUCGGUAUUGAAGGCGAUACGAUCACUCACACGUCCGACCACUUCGACAAGCUUCACGAGUUCGCCAUCCAAAUGAUCAAGUCAGGCAAAGCGUACGCCGACGAUACCGACAACUCCGUCGCUCUCGAUCUCCCCUGCUCUUGCCCAGGAAAGCAACACGGGAAGCAGUCGCGAAUGGCGUACGAGAGAUGGCAUGGCAUACCCUCCCUGAGACGCGACGCGUCCGUCGAGGAGAAUCUCUCACGCUUUGCAGAAAUGAGGGCAGGUACGGCGGAGGGACAGCGUUGGUGCAUUCGAGCGAAGAUCAGUGUCGAUGACCCCAAUAAAGCGAUGAGAGACCCAGUCGUAUACCGUACCAACACAACGCCACACCAUCGAGCAGGAGACAAGUGGAAGGUGUACCCUACCUACGACUUCGCCUGUCCUGUUGUCGACUCCUUGGAGGGUGUAACGCAUGCAUUGAGGACAAAUGAGUAUCGCGACCGCAAUCUCCAGUACAUGUGGAUGAACGAUGCCCUGGGGCUUCGUCCCGUUCAGAUUUGGGAUUUCAGUCGUCUGAACUUCGUAUAUACCCUUCUUUCGAAGCGAAAGCUGCAUUGGUUUGUUGACCAAGGCCUCGUUCGCGGCUGGGACGAUCCACGGUUGCCUACAGUUCGGGGAAUACGUCGUCGUGGUAUGACCGUCGAGGGACUACGGCAGUUCAUGCUAUCUCAGGGUCCCUCUCAAGCCGUCGUUUUGCUGGAGUGGGAUUCCAUCUGGGCGUUGAACAAGAAAGUCAUCGACCCGGUCGCUCCCCGAUUCUGGGCUCUUCUCAAGAGUGACGUGGUGCCCGUGACGGUCAUCAAUGGGCCGACGACGCCGGAACUCGUGAUGCAGCCUAAACAUAAGAAGAACGCUGCUGUCGGUGAGAAGAAGGUCGUCUACGCGUCGUCUAUUCUCAUCGAGCAAGCGGAUGCGAUUACUUUCGAGGAGCAGGAGGAGAUCACACUUAUGUCCUGGGGCAAUGCCAUCGUUCGCUCUCGCGAGUUGUCCGGAUCCGGUCAAGUCCUGUCUAUGACGAUGGAACUGAACCUGCAGGGCGACUUUCGACUGACGAAGAAGAAGGUCACUUGGCUCGCGGCACCGUCAGGCGAUUAUCGCCCCCUCGCCGACGUCACCUUUUUGGAUUACGACUAUCUCAUCACUAAGAAAAAGGUGGAGGAAGGCGAUAGCCUCACUGAUCUCGUCACUCCAGUCACCGAGUUUCGGGAGGAGGGUGUCGCGGACGCAAACGUCCUUGAACUUACGCCGGGCGACAUCAUACAGUUCGAGCGGAAGGGGUAUUAUAUCUACGAUGGGAAGGGAGGCAAGGGGCAGGGUAAAAUGGAGUUCAUCCGCAUUCCGGAUGGGAAGGCAGCGAGCUUGGCCAGUAAAGCCGGGGUGUGACGGGGGCUGUUUAGCGAUAUGGGAAUCAUACAGGGAAGGAGAUCAAUGACAUGUCUUGCGCUCCGAACUCGGAUGAUGUGGAUCAAAUUUAAGACUUUCCUGCGCCAGUGUUGGGGGAGAACUCAGCAUCCGAGGG